CGAAAAACCAAAUCAGUUAAGUUUACCGGGUCAUGCAAUUAGUCGCUUGUCGGCAUGGUGAUUGGUUGAGCAGAAAUAUGGUUCGGGUGUUACAAAUAAGAACUGUAUAUAUAUCAAGAACUCUUACUAUUUUGCCAGUUUUGAAUAAAUCAUGAGCUGGCAUACAUUCUUCACACAUUUAAACAUCGUAACCUUAGUCUUUAUUCUGUUCGAGAUGCAUACAUUUGAGGCAGCACCCGUUGGUCAAAAUUAUAUUAUUAUUGUUGAUGCUGGCAGCAGUGGUUCGAGAAUGUUCGUGUACACAUGGCAAAUAAAAGCAGAAUCCCUGAGUGGUUUAGAAGAUGUGGAGAUUUUGAAAGAUGUAUUAGGAAACCCUGUAGUAAAAAAGAAAAGCCCUGGUCUUUCAAGCUUUGCCGACAAGUUAUCUGACAUUCGUGAUUAUAUAUCUGCAUUGUUGGAUUAUGCUGAGUCACAUAUCCCUAGGAGUAGCCAACCUAAUACCCCGUUAUUCAUUAUGGCCACGGCAGGAAUGAGGCUUCUUACACAAACGAAUCAAGAUGCGAUUUGGAGGAAUGUUCGAAGUCAUGUAAAAUCCACGUAUAAAUUCCAGUUUGAAGAAACUUAUGCAUACACAAUAUCUGGUGUAGAAGAAGGUUUGUUUGGGUGGAUCGCUGUAAAUUACUUGCUUGGGAGGUUUCGUUUACUCCCUGGGGAUGAAGGGCCUGUUAGACAACCUACUAAUGGCAUGCUUGAUAUGGGUGGAGCAAGUAUGCAAAUCGCUUAUGAAGUACAAUCGACAGAUAAUCUACCAAACAGCUUAGUAUCAGAAUUUUCCGUAACAAGAAAUUGGUUUUCUACAAAUCAACGAUACAAACUCUACGUUAAAAGUUACUUGGGAUAUGGAAUGAAUUCAUUUCGAAAAAGGUAUGAAGAAUACCUCUUCCAGAUGUAUGGGACAAAUAGCAGUAGCAAACAAAAAGCAUCCAGAAUUGAGGAUCCUUGCUUACUCGAAGGUUUCAAUGUGACAAGUGAACUUACUCCUCGUCCGGUUAUUGGUGAGAAGCUUGAUUCAGCGAGUGACAAAAUUUCUGUUCAGUAUACAAAUUCUAAGUUUUUUUUUACUGCUAUCGUUUAUUUCAAGACAUCACAUGAUGAUUUAAUAAAAAAUUCUGUAUGUACUAAAGAAUGUUUCACUGAUGAAUUCUUCGUAAACAAUCUUAAAACUAUAUUAAUCAUAAAUAUGUUGAUAAGAUUUAAUUCAUUUGUAGGCUUUAAAAAAUUAAUAUGCUUUAAAGCUUCAUAUUUAGUUAGUGCAUUUCAUAAAGGCUUGCACUUUCCAACCAAUUAUGAAGGCCUUAUUCCCACUCUUGAAAUUAAUAAAACCGAAUUACAAUGGAGUUUAGGAGCUUUAUUAUAUAAAUUAAAAGCAACUACAAUAGACGAAGAACAAAAGAGGGAAACUAUUCUGUUGUCAGUGGUUAUUUUUUGCAUUGUAAUCGUUUUAAUAUUAAUAGCUAUUAUACUCUAUUUUACAAUACUCAAAUGUUUACGCACAAGUAAACAAGAACAAAAUGGUUCAAUUACAACUGAUAUGAACAAUAUAGAAUCGAAUGUAAAAAGUAACAAUGAUACGUUAAAUCAAUUAAAUGAUAAAAUGCCAUGA
This is a messenger RNA of Schistosoma rodhaini, 1663 nucleotides long. The record is from the annotation of a GenBank genome assembly. NCBI's taxonomy places the organism in Eukaryota, Metazoa, Platyhelminthes, Trematoda, Strigeidida, Schistosomatidae.